AUGAAAGCGAGUUAUCCUUUAGGUUCCCUUCAAGAAGAAAAUGAACGGCUUCAAUCGACAGUAACAUUUCAGCAACUGUCUGAUAAGGAUAGUAAGAUUCAAGAACUUCACGCUGUUAAUGAGGAAUUACAUAACAAUUUCCUACAAGCUUGCCUUAAAACUUCGGUUGAAAGAUUAACCUUUCUUUAUGUAUCCAUUGUAUAUAUACACUAG
Funneliformis caledonium is the source of this 213-nucleotide messenger RNA. The record is from the annotation of a GenBank genome assembly. NCBI's taxonomy places the organism in Eukaryota, Fungi, Glomeromycota, Glomeromycetes, Glomerales, Glomeraceae.